UCGUUUCCGGGACUUGAAAGAAUAAAAGCCGAAUCUUUUUAAAUUUACGGACAUUUGCAACUUUGUCGCCGGAAAACCUGAAUGAGAAAAAUGCUUAGGAUUUUAUGUGCCGUCACAGUACUGGUGAUCGCAUUGGAUCAUACAGUUGCCGAGUCACAGGUUGAUCUGCAUUUAAAGAUAUCGCACCUAGAGUCUCGGUUAAAUAUGUUAACACAACGCGUACAGCAAGAUGAAGAAAUGUUAAGACAGUGUCGAGAUCAAGAGGAAAGAGUCUCGUCUCUUCAGAGACAUGUCGACACGGCGUUGGAAAAUAAAAGUCACGAAAUCAGAGAUGUAAUAGAGAAAGUACAGCAAUGGAGCAAAGAUGCCAUUUCCAAACCGAACGGACGAUUUGCACGAAGUUCAGAUCCGACUGAGGUGGCUUUUACAGCAAAACUGACGCAUGAAUUAAACGAUGUGCCAAUUCAUACAACAAUCAUUUUUGACUAUUUGGUCCAUUACACUGGAUCUACUAGUACUUAUGAUGUUUCCACUGGUGUUUUUACAUGUCCGACUUCUGGCCUCUAUCUAUUCUCAGUUUUUAUUGAAUCUCAUACCGUUAACACAGAGGCUACCGUUACCCUGAAGAUGGAAGGAACACCUUACAUGAGCGUCGUUUCCGAAAGAAGUGAUGAUGGAGAAGAUGAUACUGGAGGAAAUGUCUGCCUCCUCACUGUCAAUAAAGGUGAACGCGUUUGGGUUGAAACCUAUGACAAUGAUAAACAGUCGUUUUGGCUAGGUUUUACAACAUUUAGUGGUGUUCUUAUACACCCUCACUAAAUGCUUGAACGUAUAUGUACAGUGUUUACGAAGAUAAAAAGUAUUUUGACAAUAAAUGUAAUAGAAAUGAAAAUCAAAAUAAAAUACACCAAUGUAUGGUACAUUAAUUAUA
This is a messenger RNA of Ruditapes philippinarum (Manila clam), 931 nucleotides long. Its product is annotated as caprin-2-like. The coding region runs from base 82 to 819 and encodes 245 amino acids. Gene Ontology annotation, molecular function: protein binding. The record is from RefSeq and is a predicted model, not a curated record. The transcript has 4 exons. NCBI's taxonomy places the organism in Eukaryota, Metazoa, Mollusca, Bivalvia, Venerida, Veneridae.